UCCUGCACCCACUUGAUCUGCGGCCACUCCUGAUUGCGUUCCAGGUCUUCCCUUUGCUCCGUCAAUUAAGAUACGGAGUUCCCAUGUUAGACGUACGACGACUGUGAGAUGAUUCCAUUCCCCAAGCAUAUAGCAUCCGUUCUUUGCCACACAGCACAUGCAUGAUCACCAACUUUGUUUGCUCCCCUUCUGUGUCUUGCUGACACAAAUUACAAGUCUUGUAUUUUGAUGGCUCCUGUCUACUGGUUCUUAGUCUUCAUCGGGGUUUGGUGGCUACCACUGAUGCUCGUCGGGGCUGACGAGCAGCAAGGCGAAGGCUGCUCGCGCUCGGCCAACAGGUGUGGCACCCUCACCAUCUCUGAUCCGUUCUGGCUGGCUGAGACAGACGCGGGAAGAUCGUGUGGUAUCUUGGACUUCAAGGUCACUUGCUAUAAUAACAGCAGUGCAACCCUACGGAGCUCCGUGCCCCUCAUCCCCGGCUUUGCAAUCAACAGUAUCUCUUACGAGGAACGCAACUUGCGAGUCGUUGAUGAAGGCAAGCAGAAACUAUUGGAAGCCUCCAGCGGUUGCGGCAUAAAGAUUGGGAACACCUCCGCCAAACUAGACACCCAGUUCAAGAUCGACCUCAGCAACCUGAAUCUCAUUUUGUACAAUUGCACGGAGGAAAGCGCGGUGGCUGCUGCACGUCCGGACAGAGGCCUGGUGCAGACAAGAGUGAGGUGCAGGAACGAGUGGGUGGUGUUUGUCCGCUCGGGAGUGCAUCACGACCGGAUCGGGAACUACGCCAGCUACGCCAUGGAGGGCUGCGAUGCAAGCGUCGUGCCGGUACUGGGCUCAUCGUCAGGCAAGACGAACGCAAGCGACUACGAGCAGCUCAUCAAGGAUGGCUUCCUCUUGACAUGGGAGGCCCCCCCUCUCCCUCUGCCUGCAGCAGCACAUGGUAGGCGCAGCAAGAAGUUAAUUUUGAUAGGUAUGUCUAUCAUGGCUUCUGCUCAGAAAAUACGUGAUACUUUGUCUCAAACUUUCAUACUUUGA
Aegilops tauschii subsp. strangulata is the source of this 1035-nucleotide messenger RNA. The record is from RefSeq and is a predicted model, not a curated record. NCBI's taxonomy places the organism in Eukaryota, Viridiplantae, Streptophyta, Magnoliopsida, Poales, Poaceae.